UGUAGUCUAUUGCGAAGCAGGAAGAUGACUGCACCGACUGUAUCAGUGCAAAAUGCAACCAGAGAAAGACUUAACAAAUACGACAGAUUGCGAGGCAGAGAAGUGAAUACUGGAGAAUUCUGGGAUGUGGUUGUUAUCACAGCUGCCGAUAAGAAUCAAGAGCUGGCAUACCAGCUCCAGAUAAAGGACAAACUCAGAAGAAAGGAACUUCCUCUUGGUCUGAAUUAUCUUGUUUUUGCUGAUCCUCCAGGAGCAAAAAUUGUCCUGGAAGCUCACAUUAAGUUUGAUAAGUGUGGUUUUACUGCCUUGGCUCAUCCUUCUUCAUUAGCAAUUGGCACUACUCAUGGAGUAUUUGUACUGGAGCCAACAACUGAAACAGCGCAGCUGGAGCUAGAGUACAGAACCUGCCACCGCUUCUUGCAUAAACCGAGUAUUGAGGAAAUGCAUACUUUUGGUGCAGUGUGCAAAACAAGUCAGAAUUUCCUAAAAUACUCCAGCAGAGAAAAUUACAGUAUUCUUAGGUCAGAUUCUGAAUUUGUUUACACAGAUAGUACAUAUUACUUUGAUCAACAGACUGCUAAAGUGUUGCUUGCACUUUUCAAUCAAAUGGGUGGAAUUCAUUGUGAAAUAGAUGCUUAUGGUGAUUUUCUGCAGGCCUUAGGGCCUGGAGCAUCAUCAGAGUAUACCAGGAACCUAGCAAAUGUCUCUAAAGAGGAACCACAGUUAGUUGCUAUAAGAGAAAAAAUAUUUUUCCUUCUAAAAGGGACACCACUCAAUAUAAUUGCUUUAAAUAACUCCAGAUUUUACCACAUAGGAACAACUCAGGAAUAUCUGUUUAAUUUUACUUCAAAUCCUGACCUAAGAGCAGAGCUAAAUUUGCUUUUUAAGGCUUUUUGUAUCAGUCUAUCUGCUGCUAAAGAGUCGGGUAAUGCUGUUUGCGUUAUUCAUAGUAUUAUAGAAUCUGGCUGUUCUGUUGCAUCAGGUACAGUAAUUGAGUACUCCAGACUUGGCCGUAAUGUUUCAGUGGGUAAUAACACUAUUAUUAGUGGAUGCUGGAUAAACCAUCAAGCUGUACUACCUCCCAACUGUUUCCUACAUUCUAUAUGUGUAAAAGUGGAUGGGAAAUCUGGGUUUGUAACAAUAGCAUUUAGUAUAGAUGAUAACUUAAAGAAAAGUGUAGAUUGUACAUCUAAAAUCAACUUGCUUCAGUUUUUUGGGGUGCCUCUUACAAACUGUCUGGAGAAAUGGGGACUGUCUGAUUCCAAAUGCUUCUCAGAAGACACAAAAUGCAUGAGUCUGUGGAAUGCACACCUCUUUCCUCUUUGCACCUCUUUGCCUGAUUCAGUUAUGGCUACCCUAAAGAUGGUAAAUGCUCUGCAAAAUUCAAAGACUUUUCAGCUAGCUGAAGAAGACAAACUUCUGUCUGUAGAAGAAUCCAUUUUUCUCAAGGAUGUGGUGACUAUGUUAAAAUUCAGAGAAGAACUAUGUGAAGAAAUCGGUAUGCAGCUGCAGAAAUUAACAUAUUUAUAAUUGCUGGUGUUUUCACUUCUUAAGUAUUCCAGUUUGAAAAGUAGAUGCUUAUAUAAAUUUGAAGGUUCAGCACAUCAGAACUUAACAAAAUCUUCUUGAAACUUCAUGUAAAAUUGAAAAGUCAAAGAUUUGCUUUACUUAUUAUUUGUAAUGGUGGAUGCACAUUACCUUUCAAGAUGAAUGAUAUUCUUACCUUUGUACUGUAAAAAUGUGUUUCAGAUGUAUAUUUCUUAAAAAGAAAUAAUGUAUGAAUCCCUUAGUUAUAUGCAGAUCUCGAGCAGACAAUCAGCCUUUUGAUGAUCUGAACUAAAUGAUCACAAAUGGGGUUAUAUCACUGUCUUCAGUAUUGCAUAUUGCAAUAAAAAAAAUCAGUAAUUCCUUAAAA
Protopterus annectens (West African lungfish) is the source of this 1915-nucleotide messenger RNA. It is a transcript of the gene FPGT, whose product is annotated as fucose-1-phosphate guanylyltransferase. Lineage: Eukaryota; Metazoa; Chordata; Ceratodontiformes; Protopteridae. The coding region runs from base 25 to 1530 and encodes 501 amino acids. Gene Ontology annotation, molecular function: transferase activity, transferring phosphorus-containing groups. The record is from RefSeq and is a predicted model, not a curated record. The transcript is spliced from 4 exons.